Closterium sp. Naga37s-1 is the source of this 399-nucleotide messenger RNA. Lineage: Eukaryota; Viridiplantae; Streptophyta; Zygnematophyceae; Desmidiales; Closteriaceae. The record is from the annotation of a GenBank genome assembly.
AUGCUGCCGGUGCAUCUACGGCUGAUGGCGGCGCUGGUGGAGACGAUCGGCGCGCCCAUCAAGCUCACCGUCGCGGCUGCUGCGGCGCAUGACACGGGGUUCCGAGAGAAAGUCAUUCUCCUCGCUCAGGUAAGCGUGCUCCUCGCCAAGGUGUGCUCUCAGGCCUUCCAUCGCAUGAACGUGCGCCUGCACAGGCGGCUGGACACGCGGCAGCACGACAGGCAGCACCGCCACCUGCCCAUCCGGCCACUCAACGAGGAGGGGGCUGUGGACCUGGCCGCGCACCUGCUGGGGGAGCUAUUCGUCUUUGGGAUGGGCGGCAGUAUCAUAGUAGCGGAGGUGGCCAAGCAGGGGCGGGCAGAGGCCAGGAAGGAGGAGGCGCACAGAAGAGAGGUGCAG